UCCCCAGCUGCCUGUCAAAACGCCGCUACGAGGCAGGAAGCAGUUCGAAUCAUUCCUAUGUUCAACCUUGUGUCGAGCACAUAUCCCAGUCCCAAAUAAAAAUAAAAAGCUGCCUUCAAUCAAUAACAACCGACCUGAUCUUUGAUAAUGUCCAAGUUUAAUGUCUUGGUGAUCUUCUGGUGUGCCGUGAUGCUGAUGCAGCCUUGGAUGGGGCAGGGCCUGCGCAUCAAGCGCUCGCAUGUCCAGCUGAAUGCUACAGCUGUGGCAUCCACUUCUGGACCGUUGAUGGCAACUCAAGCGGGCAACGGCACAACUUCCGGAACCGCCAAAGCAAUGGCAACAGUCGCUAGCACGGCUAAUCCUCAAACUGUGGUUAAAUCAUCCACUCGGCAAGAGCCUGCCGUGGACAACGACAAGGCUGGCGCCAUGGAAGACCCUACAAUCACCACAACACACACAUCCGCACCCAAAAUCGAUGAGCCACUAGUGGGGCCAUCGACUGGACUGGUAAACACUUUACUGCCCGUGAUGCUGAUGCGGACUUGGAUGGGGCAGGGCCUGCGCAUCAAGCGCUCGCAUGUCCAGCUGAAUGCUAAAGCUGUGGCAUCCACUUCUGGACCGUUGAUGGCAACUCAAGCGGGCAACGGCACAACUUCCGGAACCGCCAAAGCAAUGGCAACAGUCGCUAGCACGGCUAAUCCUCAAACUGUGGUUAAAUCAUCCACUCGGCAAGAGCCUGCCGUGGACAACGACAAGGCUGGCGCCAUGGAAGACCCUACAAUCACCACCACAACACACACAUCCGCACCCAAAAUCGAGGAGCCACUAGUGGGGCCAUCGACUGGACUGUUAGACACUUUACUGCCCGAGCUGCAUCGCCUCAAGCGCCGCAUAUUGCUGAUGAAUGACGCCCUAAUGCCUCGUUUGGCUAACCCUCGCCCCAAAUACCGCCACGCUGCGACUGUGCUUUCUCUAGGUACAGGACUGCUGCCGCCCUUUGCGUACUAUAAGAAGGUGGUCUCUCGAGGUGGCAAUCUCGAGAUUAAGGACUUCGAGCUGGUGUCCCCCAACAUGGUUACUGAGGACAUGCAGCAGGAACUCGACUCUGAACCGGAAAUGAUGGACCAGGACUUGGCCGGAGUUCUCCUCUUGAACGCCUCCAAAAGCGAACCACACCGCGGCCACAUUAUGACCCCGUCCAAGUACUAUGCGAAGUACGAGUCCUCGCCUGCUCUGCCGCUAAUAUUCGACGUGUUGCAACAACUGAUGCACAAGAUGCACAACAGCCACAUGAAAUCACCUUUGUCUCAAUUCCUCAACGGCGCCGUGGAGCUGUCGCUGCAGACCAAUCGCGAAGCUAUCGACCAAGAGGAGGAUCCUUUGGAGCUCGAGAGUGAUGACCAACUGGACAAACCCAAGACGGGCAAAGCCAACAAAAUGGAUAAGAAAAGCAAGAAGGACAACAAGAGCAAGCGUCUGGAUGCCUCCAAGAAGGACGACCUCAAGACCAAGGAAGCUGCUGAAGUCGCACCCACCCGCAAGGAGGACGAAAUCGUUCUCACCUGCCCCGUCCACCACGAGCAUCAUGCCAAUCGCAACGGCGAAAUAGUCGACGACGACGUGGUCAUUGUCGACCAGUGUCAUGAUGCAUAGGUCGGUCUCUAGGUCGAGGUAUAGCGGUAGGACAUUAGGUUUAUAGGUAGCAAAGAUUUCGAUUUACGCCUGGGGUGGAACUAAAUUGUUAGGUUUUUCAUUUUUCCUUUAGUGUUUUUUUGGGGGUUGUUUGUUUAGUUUAGGAAUUUUGUCAGUGGCAAAUUAUUGAAAUAUUUUUGAAGAUUAUUUUCGGUUUUUUUGUAUCAAAACUUUGAAUGCCAACAAAGGUUAUACGUGCGUAGAAAGGUAAUAGAAAGAAAAAAAUAAAAGCAACGUACGCAUUCAUUCAAA
Drosophila miranda is the source of this 1944-nucleotide messenger RNA. RefSeq lists its product as uncharacterized. The record is from RefSeq and is a predicted model, not a curated record. The coding region runs from base 148 to 1653 and encodes 501 amino acids. The transcript has 3 exons. Lineage: Eukaryota; Metazoa; Arthropoda; Insecta; Diptera; Drosophilidae.